ACGAUCAGGACACUAGGCGAUUGCUCAAUGCAAAAUUAACAACACGGGGAAAAAACGAAGGUGCACUAGUAGAACUGCUCUAUCCCACUAUCUACAAACUCAGCUGCCUUUUAGAUUUGAGAUUCUUCCCAUUCGAUGUACAGACAUGUAGAUUAACAUUUGGAAGUUGGACAUUUGAUAAUACGUUAAUUGACUACUUCCCUCAUAAUGUCACCCAUGCUAUUGGCACCGCCAAUUGCAUUGAUAACGAGGGAUGGACUGUUCUGACGACU
Molecule: messenger RNA, 272 nt
Organism: Strongylus vulgaris
Lineage: Eukaryota; Metazoa; Nematoda; Chromadorea; Rhabditida; Strongylidae
Source: the annotation of a GenBank genome assembly